AUGCAGGGCGUUUUUCUAAACUAUUUUCUGCUAAGAUAUUCCAAAGGAACAGCUGCUCCGUGUCUGGAACUUGCCCAGAGCAGGUAGGUUAAACCACUGUGGUUUGCUGUGACAAUGCUUUCCAGGGAACCUCAUCCCCAGGUUCAUCAAAAACACCCAGAUAAAUUUUUUAGACCUUUCUGUGAAUUCCCAAUGACUCGGACUUGGUUUCUGCAGGACGCAAGGGCACUCUGGAAAUAAAAUUAAUAAUUAUGGGAAUCAUAGAAAGUUGGGAAAACCUGUAUCUGGACUAUUUUCAGAGGGUGAGGGCGGGUGGCUCAUAACACCUAAAUGCUCUUCCGUACCAGACCUCCCCAAAAACAAAUGAAACCCCUUUCCCAUGGAAAACUUCACAUCGGGGGGAAAUACAACAUAGCCUUAUCUCUGACAUGAUCGUUGUCUGAAGAGGUAUGGCUCAGUCACAGGUUGACAACCUCAGAUCAGAAGGAAGCCAGGAAACAAUCCCUUGGUUAGUUAACUCUGCUUUUAGAACAGGGUCGGGAUUUAUAUAUUUUUUUCAGUUCUAGGGUCACUUUCCUCCAUUGGAAGCCUGUUGGGUUUUGUAUGUUUAAAACAGAAGGCAGGCGAAAAGGAGAAUUAACUUUUUUGGGGAAACAGAUUCUCGUUUCCUAUGUGUCAGAAUGCAACAUCCCCAUAUAAGGCAGAUCUGUAUGUCCUUGUUUACUUUCUUAUGGUUUUAUUGUUUGUUUUUUAUUUAUUUUUUAAAGGCAUUCCAAGCUUGGCAGCCUUUUAGGAGCUACAUGCCCCGGUGGGCAGGGCUGUAAGGAAAAGUGGGUGGAGCAAUGGGUGUGAUGCGUACCCCCGUGUGGUAGGCUACAUUGCACCCCUGCAAAAGUGAGAAAGUUUCUACACUUCCAUCAAGACAAGCAAGAGGCAUUCUAGCUAGGCAAAUGCAGACAGAGAGGCCUGGAGGGCUGUGUUCAGUCUCUCCCCACUGAGGUUUCCCUCUCCUAGGAGGGCACUUUCUUGUUAUGAAACCUUGAAGAUUUACCGUAGGCUGUAGCUCUGUAAACACUUAACACGGAAUUUGGUGCCAUUAGAUCCAAUGGAAGCUUUGCAUGGAUAUCAAAGCCUGGUGUUAGGAAGUCGUGCAUUUUGCUUGAAGAGAAAGAAAAGGGAAUUGCUAGGAGGAAAAUACGCAUCCGGCUCUUCAGCCCCUACAUGGAAGCUCCAUUGAAUUAUGUCAUUUCAGUUCAAAGGAGACUGUGCCAAAGCGGUGAGACUUAAAGUGCAUGGGGUGGGGGGAAAGGUAAAGGACCCCGGAUGGUUAAGUCCAGUCAAAGGUGACUAUGGGGUUGCAACGCUCAUCUUGCUUUCAGGCCGAGGGAGCCGGCGUUUGUCCACAGACAGCUUUCUGGGUCAUGUGGCCAGCAUGACUAAACCACUACUGGCACACAGAGGACUGUGACAAGUGCCAGAGCGCACGGAAACACCGUUUACCUUCCCGCCGCAGCGGUGCCUAUUUAUCUAUUUGCACUGGUGUGCUUUCGAACUGCUAGGUUGGCAGGAGCUGGGACAGAGCAACAGGAGCUCACCCCGUCACAGGGAUUCGAACCACCGACCUUCUGAUCGGCAAGCCCAAGAGGCUCAGUGGUUUAGACCACAGCACCACCCUCAUCCCACAUACAGGGGGGGGGGGAAAGGUAACUUCAGCUGAAAUGGAAACACUUGCCCAAGCUUUAAAAAUUAACAUAAAAACCCUGUUUAGAGAAAGCUUUGAAAUGCACCCCCUCCUUCUAUGGUAGUUUGAAAGCUUUGCCAAGUGUCCUUUUUAGUAUCAAAUUCAGUUCUGCAGGCACUUUCAGAAUGAAUUGCAGUCCUUUUCAGGAUCCACAAUGCAAUCCUGUACUAUUGAGUUCAAGGAUAUUCAUUCCCAGGUGAGUAAAGGAUUGUGGCCUUGAGACUUUUGCAUUUGUUACAAUGUUACGUAUGUGUGUUUUUAUGUUGUAAACCACUUUGCUAUCUUCCCAUGAAGGCUGGCAAGAAAAACUUAACAACAACAACAUUAAUCAUAAAUGAGUUUGGCAAUCAAGACACUCUGGCACUCUGUUCUCUGAAUGCUUAAUAUAGGAGCAAGAGUUUCAGAUAUAAUUGCUUCAUGUGUGUGAAUGAGAUUUGCUCCUCAGAGAAUAUGUGUGUAAGGUUGCUCUGUAAAACCUUUUUAUUUUUAUCUUAGCUCAACCAAAUGAGAGCUUUCUUCUAUGGGCUGUUGCACCCCACAACACAGUUCAUUACUAGAAUUGUAAUGUGUUUGCUACAGUGAGUAUCCAAACAUGUAAAGAGUCUGGAUUAUAUUAAUAUGCCAAGACAAUAUAGUGAAUUGUCCAAAGACUCUAGACGACCAGUGGCUGGUGAAUUGCUGUUAAAGAGCCAUCAAAUUACAUGGCACCUUGCAAAGUAAUAUAAAGCACCCACCCCUCAAAAAAGCUGGAGAUUUAGGUGAGAGCCCUGCCCCAAGGAGCUUACAACCCGCAGUUUGAUAGUGGGGAAGGGAGGAAGAGAGAGGCAGGAGUUAUGAGAUGAAUAGCAGUUCACACAUACUCAGGCUUUGUCUGAGGUGGGGGUGAUGAUUAAGUGGUGAAGCCAAAGGUUUCACACACCACUGUGGACAUGGACAGUCUCCUAAAUGUGUUGCGGGUGUGUCCCCCGCCCCCACCCACUGAGAGUGGAAGCUACAUUGCAAAAUCCACAAUCACAAAAUUCGGUCAGUAUUCAAACGUGAAUAUCAGCAUUCAGCCCUCCUUAACGGUUAAAUGGAUGUCUUGCGGUGUCUAUCCAAAAUGGGUUGAAUGCUGACAUCAACUUGAAAUAUAUAAAAUCAGGUUUAAUGGCCUCAUUAUUUGUCCAGAUGUUGCUGAAUGCAGUCUGCACCUGGAAAAGGGAUUCCAGAAGGUGGAUUCGUUAGAUUUGUUGUGCAAAAACCUUUGGCAGGAAGAGGAAAAGCUUCCAGUAGUAACUGUGUGAUGCAUGGAGAUGGUUACCCCAUACGAAACCUCAGGCACUCCAAGUCUACAUGCUAGGGACAAAAUAGCAUAUGGGUGAACUACCACCACCACCUUUCUUCCAUUUCAUAAACAAUUGGCUGUAUACUCGAGAAACUUUUCUGUAUAGAUCCCCUGAAGUGAAUAAAAGGGGGGGGGACUUAAUUAUGUCCAUGUAGCUCAGCUUCUUUCCAUAACCAAAUCGAAUUCCAUAACUAACAUAAAUACUUCUACCGUAUAUAUAAAAUCCAGCCAUGUUCAUUAAAUUCUGUGGGGUUCCCCCCCCCCAUUUUUUCCAAUAGGAUUUUAUUUUUAUCUUCAUUCAUUUCUGUAUUUUUCUCUAGUUCCCAACAGAAAUAGCUUUAUUCUGCCUUCCCCUCCCCAAAUGAUAGCAAACCGCCUUUAUAAAAAAAUGAGUUUGUACAUUCCCAAGGAAAAACAUUCAUGCAUCAGUCUUCAAGACAGGGGGAAAAAUUGUACCAUUUUUCUGCCUCCCUUUGACAUUUUCCAUAUUACACAGUGAUUUGUUUCUCUGCUUAAAAAAAAAAGAAGCUUUGCCUCAGCUUCUUAUAGAAAGAAACAUUUAUUUUUGCAAGAGAAGGCUUGCAGAUUAUGAAGAAUGAUAAAAACAGACCUUUUUCUUUGCAACUCUUUUUUUUUCCAGGUGAAAAUUGUAUUUUGAGGUUUCUGUGUAUAAACUCAGACAGAUGAGAAUGCAAAGGUUCGGGUGAAUCGUCUAAGGCAUUUUAUUCCAUUGAGAUCAUCAAUUUGAUUUUAACAAGUUAUCUUUGUUCCAUAACUUGAAUUACAACAGAAUCCUAAAAGUGUCCUGAUCGCUCUCCACUACCUGGGUUGCAUUCACAAGAGACACGUUAGAUCGCCUUGGGGCUCUUUGUUUUCUUAUUUCCCAUGUCUGUACGUAAAAUUAAAAACUUAUAUAGACUAGAAAAUACAUUCACUUCAGAGGUAGUGUUCCUCAACUUUGUAUACUGAGACAGUCCAGAUGAAAAUGUAUUCCUCCCCCCUGACACCCUGUUAAUUUUCUUAUUGAACCUUGGGCCCAGUCUGCUAGAGAGUUCUCCUGCACACAACUCCCAUUCAUUUCAGUUCAGCUAUUGCAGGAGAACUUCCAGAUGGAUGGUGCCUUUUUAUUAUUUCCAUCAUGAAAAUUUAGAUCCGUACACAGAUGUGUCUCUGCAAGUGCUUUCACACAGACCUUGCAUCUUAAUUUGAUGAACAAAUGGAACUUGCUGACCCAGAUGUUUGCAUCACUUGUGAAAACGCCCUUCCAUCUUCGUCCAGGAUUCUUGACUGCCUGCAUCUGGUUGGGUGGGAAGACAGUUUAGAAGUUUUCUAAACCAUAUGUUCAAUUGUCAUAAGGGAAUAUUCCUUUCAUCACACGGUAUUCUCUCCCAUCCACCACUCCCAAUUUCUUAUAUUCAGAAUGCACUUUGUUGCUGUAUCCCCUCCAGUUAACUGAGGCUUUGUGCCUUGGUUUCUUUUUAGGUGUUUCUGUGCAUCUGAAAAGGUAAGAAAUGUUUUAUUAAAAUAUGUUCUAAUUGGAGAAAUAAACAUGCCUUAAUAGAAGUUAAGUUCCACUGAAUUUAACAGGACUUUUCUUAAUAAGUGCUCUGAGAAUGGCAGUCUAAAUGCAUCAAGCAAUUUAGAAUGCAAACAAAUAGUGCGACAUUUAGUAAAUUGGUUUUCCAGAAUUCAGGACAUUGCUAUCAUUGUUGAACUGAUGAGUUUUGUAUGUUUUAACAGAAGUCAGCCAAAGGGAGAAUAUUUUUUUGGGGGGGGGGGAGUGAUUCUUGUUUCCUAUGCAUCAUAAUACAGCAUUCCCAUAUAAGGCAGAUCUAUGUCCCUGUUUACUUUCUUUUGAUUUUAUAGUUGUUGUGGUUUUUUUUAAAAAACAGAAACAAAAAGAAAGUGUACUGCUUGGCAUCUGCAGAAUUGAAACUAUCCUCAAAGUGCCAACACAUUUUUAAAGACUAAUGUUGUAAAAUGCAAAGCCUCCCUUAUCUCUUUGAGGGCGGAUAUACUGUAUUUUGAAUCAGCCCGUGAAAUAAAUUUGUGCCGAAGAAUUACAAUCGGUACAAUUAAAGUCCAGUUUUGAUUUAGAGAUUUAAUUGUUUCUAAGCACUACAUCUCCUUCCCAUUUAGAAUGUACCUUUUAAAAUAAAAUGGUAAUAAAAUAUUACAAGAUAUUGUUGAGAAUUCUCUUUAAAGUUUUGAAAUGGUGGUGGGAAGAGAAGGGGUGUAUUUUCUGGGCAGAAUUUCAUCUUGUCCCACUCUGCUUAGGGUAUGGCUUCCUCCUCUUUCUUUCUUUCUUUCUUUCUUUCUUUCUUUCUUUCCUUCUUUCUUUCCUCCCUCAGUAUUUCUCAUGCCUGUUUUGAUUGACAAGGUUGUUAUUAGCUUGAAUGGAUUCCCCCAGUUCUCUGUCUUCUUUAAGUCCCGAUUUGGAAUUGGAGUGUGAUCUGUUGCCUAUUGACCCGGGGAUGGCUAUACACUGACCCCCACUGCCUCCACAGCGACCCUUUGACCCCUAGAGCACUCGAGGCCAGCUUAGCUGAGCUCAGAUGUGCGAUGGGAGACUUUAUGGAGUUUGGGGAAGUGAAGGGAGGGAGAAGAAACUAUACAGAGUGGGAGGUGGGGUUUGGGAAAGGCAGGAUAAGGAAGCGAGAUUUUCACCAAUAUAUACAUGUGCCCAUUGAAAUGUUUCAGAUCGACUCUGCACAGCACAGUACCUGGUUAUCAGCUGCUGGGCUUUGGGAAGGAGACGUCUCUUCGGAGUUAUGCGAUUGACGCUGCACAGCACAGUUCCAAGUAUACUGUGGGACAAGCUGGGAAGGAUUCAGCAGAGAGCUACUAA
Messenger RNA from Podarcis lilfordi (Lilford's wall lizard), 5913 nucleotides. The record is from the annotation of a GenBank genome assembly. NCBI's taxonomy places the organism in Eukaryota, Metazoa, Chordata, Lepidosauria, Squamata, Lacertidae.